Messenger RNA from Rana temporaria (common frog), 1893 nucleotides. Its product is annotated as melanoregulin-like. Gene Ontology annotation, biological process: melanosome transport. The coding region runs from base 734 to 1465 and encodes 243 amino acids. The transcript has 5 exons. Gene Ontology annotation, cellular component: melanosome. The record is from RefSeq and is a predicted model, not a curated record. NCBI's taxonomy places the organism in Eukaryota, Metazoa, Chordata, Amphibia, Anura, Ranidae.
AGUUGGCAAUUCCAGCACUCUUGUCAAGUGGGGAGCUGCUAGGUGCAGGUGCUGUUUUAAAAUGACACUGGGACAAAUCACCACUGCCCCCCUGGAUUUGGUUAGAAAUUUCUGUGUCUUUCAAUGGACGAGAAAAAAAAUUGCAUGUUUGUAAUCACCAUAAAAACCUUCCAUUGGAGUCCAGUGAGGGACACAUGUCCUCUGUGUUCAUAGUCAUGCUCUUAGUACUGCUUUGCUACAAAACUGAGACACGCAUGUAGUAGUUAUCAUGGGCUAGCCUACAGUUUGGCUUUUUUUAUUCUUUUUUUGUUUGGGCAGUAUAACCUGAAGGUUUAAGGACUGCAAAAUACAUAUAUACUAGCAAAAAUAAACAGGCUUUCUAACCUUUGCUAAAACAAACAAAAAAAAUACAGCUAGAAUCUGACUUAUGGCUAUGUGUAAAUAUAUUUAAGAUAUCUAAAGGUUGUAUUCCACACCAUGCAUAGGGCAUUCCAGACAAAUGGCAUUUUCUUCCCUAAGCUGUUUAUAAUGGCACAACUUUCUGUAUUUAUCUCCCACCUUCCCUUCAGUAUAAUGAUAAAAUUAGUUUUUCAGCCACCCCUCUUCUUGUCAUGCUUCUUAGCUGCAGGCUCCGUGUUGCUCAGUCAUACAUGUGACUCCCUUGUUCUUUCAUCCCAAUUACACUGAAUUAAUUGUUCACCACCCAAUAUUAGACCGUCAACUCAUCACUCUCAUGUCUUGCACUACCAUGGCAGGGCAGAGAACUUUCUAUCGCCUCUUCUGCUGCUGCUGUUACAAUGAGGAGUUGCCAGAGAAGAGUCCUUUAAUCAGUGACACACUCUUGUACUUUGAUCGGGAAGUGAAGAGGAGAAGAGCAGAAGAGGCAAAUCUAUGGAACGAGCCACAAGAUGUGUCGCACACUGAAAGAGAUGAUGACAGAGAACUGUACAACUUGCUGCAAAAGAGAUCUCGAAUACGACGAGGCUCAGAGGGUUACCGGAGACUAAGUUUUGAUAUCAGCGCUCAUAGGCAGGUCCGCAAAGAGGUGAAGGAUCGCUGGAGGGUUCUUUUGGAAAACUUAGGUUUCCACAAUGAAGCAGACUCGUUGCUCACUGUCACUUCAAAUACAUCUUAUAACAGCCUGCGUGAUCCCACAGAGGCCCGUCGCCUGCUCAAUCUGCUAGCUCAGGAGACCAGUAUGUUUGAACAGCACACUAUUCCCCCCGAGAGGUACCUCUUUGUGCUGGACCGCCUCAUCGUUCUUGAUAUGGGAACAGAGUUUGUGUCCAUUGCCAGGAGGUUUUAUCCAGCAGAGGUCUUGACAAGCAGUGAGAAAGAAAUUGUGGAACCUGGUACGGCAGUCUUAGUGAGCCCUGGCUGGCAGGAGAUCGAAGAUGGUGGAGAGAAGGAUGAAGAGUGUGCUGAAGUGGAUGAAGAUAGCUUCCUAGUCAAACUGCUUGAGUGAUAUGAAAGAGACACUAUACCUAUUGCAUAAACCUUUCAAAAUUAUGCAUUUUAAAUAAGUAGCAUAUUCUAUUUUGCAUGCAACAUGUUUUGGUUCAUCAACAAUUUUCUUUUUGUAUCAGUGGCCCAGAACAGAAAUGUUCCCCUACUUAGCCAAGGACAGUAAUUAGUCACAGGCAACACCAUCAAAAUGAAAGUGGAGACUCUUACAUUCUCUACUGUCACCUCUGCCCAGCCUUCACUUACCAUUUACCUUAGAGACGAUGAACAGUUUGUAUUUUAUUGAGGGAUUUUGAACUUGGAUAGGUUAAGACAAAUUAUAGGAUGCCCAGAAUCAAUAAUAGAAUCAAUCAGAUCAGGGGUCAAGUCCUGGGGAAAAAAGUGUGGGAACUCCCACCAAAGAUCCACUCCCCCACCAAAAAGAAAAAA